AUGGAGGACCUCUUCUCACUCCCCAUCUUCUUCAUCACCUUCCGCGAGUCGCUUGAGACCGCCAUCAUCGUCUCGGUUCUCCUUGCUUUCAUCAAGCGUACCUUGGCCACUCAAGAUGACCCCGUACUCCACCAAAAGAUGGUCCAGCAGGUCUGGUUCGGCACUGCUGCCGGUCUCGCCACCUGCACCCUCAUCGCCAUCGCCAUCAUCAGCGGUAUCCACAGCCUAGGUGCAGAGCAGUUCGCCGCCGCCGAGAGCAUCUGGGAGGGUGUCUUCUCCCUUGGCGCUUCGCUCAUCAUCACCGCCAUGGGCGCCGUUCUCCUCCGUGUGACGAAGCUCCAGGAUAAGUGGCGCGUGAAGCUUUCCAAGGCCCUGAACGCCAGCGAAAGCCAUUCUGGCCCUUUUAGCGAACGCAUCAAGUACCUCGGCGAGAAGUACGCUCUCUUCCUGUUGCCUUUCAUCACCGUUCUGCGAGAGGGCUUUGAGGGUGUCCUUUUCAUCGUCGGUGUCGGAGUCAGCAUUCCCGCCUCAUCAAUUGCCCUGUCGGCCGUCCUCGGCCUUGCACUUGGUGCUGUUGUCGGAUACUUCAUCUACAAGGGCUCCAAAACCGCACCCAUUCACCUCUUCCUCAUCGUCUCCACCUGUUUCUUGUACCUCAUCGCCGCCGGUCUUUUCUCCAAGGGCGUCUGGCACUUUGAGCAGAACGAGUGGAACAAGAUUGUCGGCGGUGAUGCCGCGGAGCUCGGCUCUGGCCCUGGCUCUUAUGACAUCCGUAGAAGCGUUUGGCACGUAAACUGCUGCAACCCUGACCUCAACGGAGGUGGUUUCUGGGGUAUCUUCAACGCCGUCCUCGGCUGGCAAAACUCUGCCACCGUCGGCUCCGUCGUGUCCUACAACCUUUACUGGGUCGCCGUCGCCACGGGCUUCUUCUACAUGAUUUGCAAAGAAAAGGGCUACUGGCCCUUUUCCAAGAGCGCCAAGGAGCAGGAACACGAGGGCGACGACCAAGAGCCUCUUCUUAGCAGGCCUGCGAGGUAA
Messenger RNA from Colletotrichum truncatum, 1038 nucleotides. Its product is annotated as Plasma membrane iron permease 2. Gene Ontology annotation, cellular component: plasma membrane; high-affinity iron permease complex. Gene Ontology annotation, molecular function: ferrous iron transmembrane transporter activity. The record is from RefSeq and is a predicted model, not a curated record. Gene Ontology annotation, biological process: iron ion transmembrane transport. Lineage: Eukaryota; Fungi; Ascomycota; Sordariomycetes; Glomerellales; Glomerellaceae.